Molecule: messenger RNA, 895 nt
Organism: Mustela lutreola (European mink)
Lineage: Eukaryota; Metazoa; Chordata; Mammalia; Carnivora; Mustelidae
Gene: RBP1
Product: retinol binding protein 1
Biological process (GO): vitamin A metabolic process; fatty acid transport; retinoic acid biosynthetic process
Cellular component (GO): nucleus; cytosol
Molecular function (GO): fatty acid binding
Source: RefSeq, a predicted model, not a curated record
GACCUGAAGUACUGAAUGAAGGUGGCCUCGGGCCAGGAACAAACCUGGCCCUCCAACAACCCCCGUCCCCGCCCCCACGAAGGGGGAGGAGCGACGGCUGCAAGGGAGCCUCCCCCGGGCUUUGUGAGCGCCUGGAAUCCAGCUGUCGCCGCCCCUCAGAGCCCCCUGCACCCCAAGGGCGCACAUUUCCGGGCCGCCCACCACCCGGAUCGCGUCCGGAGCCGCUGCGCCCGCAGAGCCCAGAGCUGCUCCUCUCCGCUCGUGACCGACCCGCCCCAGUAGCCCCCCGAAAUGCCGGUCGACUUCACCGGGUACUGGAAGAUGCUGGCCAACGAGAAUUUCGAGGAGUACUUGCGCGCGCUCGAUGUCAAUGUGGCCUUGCGCAAAAUUGCCAACUUGCUGAAGCCAGACAAAGAGAUCGUGCAGGAUGGCGACCACAUGAUCAUUCGAACGCUGAGCACUUUCAGGAACUAUAUCAUGGACUUCCAGGUUGGGAAGGAGUUUGAGGAGGAUCUGACGGGCAUAGAUGACCGCAAGUGCAUGACCACGGUGAGCUGGGAUGGGGACAAGCUUGAGUGUGUGCAGAAAGGUGAAAAGGAGGGACGUGGCUGGACCCAGUGGAUUGAAGGUGAUGAGCUGCACCUGGAGAUGAGAGUGCAGGGAGUGGUCUGCAAGCAAGUAUUCAAGAAGGUGCACUGAAGCCUGCGGAGACCUGUGGAUCUGGAGGAAUGAGCGGCGUGGACCCUUGGGCCAGGAUCCCCUUCUUUGCUCAGCAUGGGGCUGAAAUGUCCAGCCACCCGCAGGCACCUGUUAGCAGAGGCACUCUCUCGGCUUUGUCUCUUUUUUCUUUUCCUUAUAACAAAGCCAUCCCAAUAAAAGUGAUUUCUCCUCCAGA